Messenger RNA from Chiloscyllium plagiosum (whitespotted bambooshark), 6734 nucleotides. It is a transcript of the gene dlg5a, whose product is annotated as discs, large homolog 5a (Drosophila). Gene Ontology annotation, biological process: negative regulation of hippo signaling. Gene Ontology annotation, molecular function: protein binding. The record is from RefSeq and is a predicted model, not a curated record. Gene Ontology annotation, cellular component: plasma membrane. NCBI's taxonomy places the organism in Eukaryota, Metazoa, Chordata, Chondrichthyes, Orectolobiformes, Hemiscylliidae.
CCUCUCGGGGGUAGGGGGGGGAAGUUGGAAAAAACAGCGAGCGGCUUGUGAGAGGGAAUGGGGCCGAAAACUGUCCUCUGUUACUGCUCCACAAAAUCUCCGGCUCCCUCCCCUCACUUGACCCCGUACGGCCACUAACCGGAGCUGAGGGCGACGCGACACCACAGGCUGGGCCGUGCACUGAGUGAUUUGUCGCGACCGUUGAGGGAUCACCUUCGCACGUAAGGAUGACCAAGCACUACCUGCGUGUGGAGAAAGAAGUAUGAAUGUCACUACUGUUAUAUUAAGAAAUUGGAAAGUUGCAACCUGAAUCUCCCUAGACCAAAGCAGAAUGUGGUAAAAGCAGCAUGGCUGAGGAUUGUGUUGGAUCUACCUACAGUGUGCUGUCAACAAUGCCUUCCGACUCAGAAAGUAGCAGCUCCCUCAGCAGCAUUGGUACAGGUACAUCUGGGAAAGCUGCUUCUCCUCCACCAAUGCUCAUGGAUACCAGGCAGAUGAGUGAGAAGUUAGAAGCCAUAGUAUUCCAACUUCGACAGGUCACUCGGGAAAGAGAUGAGUUACGUAAACAGCUAGCACUUUCUUCUCCUGGGUCUACAUUCGAUGAUUGCAGACCCAGCCCAAAGCCGAGCCAUGACUAUGAGAGACUGAAGAUGCAGUGCAUGAAAGCCAUGUCGGAUCUGCAGUCUCUGCAGAACCAACACACAAAAACGCUAAAGAAAUGUGAGGAGGCAGUCAAAGAAGCAGAUUUUUAUCACACAUUGCACAGCCGCCUGCGAAAUGAUCAGUCUCAACUCAAAGAAGAAAUGGAGGCCAUCAAAAGGGAGAACACCCAGUUGCUACGGGAACACAAUCACUUUCAACAGACCUGUGAGGAGUUAAAGAGGCUCCAUGAUGAAGAUCAGAAGGAAAUCACUGAUCUACGCAGUCAGCAGCAACAAGUUAUGAGGGAAAAUGGCUCAUCUGAGAUUCUAAAUAAACUAUAUGAUACUGCCAUGGACAAAUUAGAAGGCUUAAAGAAAGAUUAUGAUGCACUAAGAAAGCGGUACAAUGAGAAGAUUGCCAACCAUAACACUGACCUCAGCCGUCUAGAGCGAGUGGAAGAGGAAAAUCGACGUUUUCAGAAACAGAAUGAGAUGCUGAUGAAGCAAACUGACUCUGCUGUUGUGGAGAAAACUUCAAUUCAGCAACAGUAUUUAUCUACAUUGAAGAGAUAUGACUCAAUCCAGCAUGAGUUAAGUAAGGCAACUGUACAAAACAAAGAGCUUCAGAGAGAAAUGGAACGGUUACAAACUGAGGUGACACGAUUCAAGACAUUACAGCUGAAAGCUGUAAAGGAUGCAGAGAAGUACAAGGAAGAGAGGGAUACGGUACUGAAUGAAUACCGCCUGGUCAUGAGUGAAAGAGACCAAGUACACAAAGAAAUUGACAAGCUGCAAACUGAAUUGGAAUUGGCACAGGGUCACCUAAAGAACACAUCAUCAGAGAGAAAAGUAGCUGGUGAAGAACUUGAAGCUCUUCGACAGGAGCUUCAUUCUGCGUUGGUAGAACGAGAUCAUGCUAUCUGUGAAAGGAAUGAACUGCUGGAGAAAUACUGCCAUGAAGUGAAGGACAAAGCAGAAGCUCAAAAGGAGCUUGAUCAGGCUUGUAAGGAUAUUGAGACUGUGAAAGAAGAGAGAGAUGUUGCUAGGAAGGAAAGAACAGAAGCUAUCAUCCAGAGAGAUCAGUUGCUGCGGGAGUACUACCAGGCCCGACAGUGUUUGAAUUUACAGAAACAAGAUUCAGCGACAUUGGACAUGGAAAGAGCCAGUAAGGAAAUCGAGAUGCUUCGGAAGCAGUGUGAGGCAAUGUCCCAGGAACUGAAGGAAGGCAUACAGGAGGCAGAAGUAGCUAAACGUAGACGAGACUGGGCAUUCCAAGAGCGAGAUAAGAUAGUUGCAGAAAGAGAGAGCAUAAGAACUUUAUGUGAUAACUUACGGCGGGAAAGAGACAGAGCAGUGAGUGACCUGGCAGAAGCUCUUCGGGAUCUAGAUGAUAUGAUGAAACAAAAGAAUGAUGCUAUACGUGAACUGAAGGAACUGAAAGAGAAAAUGGAAAACCAGCUGGAGAAAGAGGCCCGGAUUCGGCAGCUUAUGGCUCAUAAUUCGCAUGAUUCAGCCAUUGACACUGAUUCCCUUGAAUGGGAGACUGAAGUAGUUGAAUUUGCAAAGGACAGGGAUGACAUGGACUUGAAGGCAUUAGGUUUUGAUGUCGCAGGAGGGGCUGAUGAGCCUUAUCUACCUGGAGACUCUGGGAUAUUCGUUAUAAAGGUAGAUAAAGGAAGUGUUGCAGAUGGAAGGUUAAGGGUGAACGAUUGCUUACUCAGGAUAAAUGAUGUAGAUCUUACCAACAAGGACAGGAAGCAUGUCAUUAAAGCUGUACUGAAUGGUGGAGGGGUAAUUAAUAUCAUAGUUCGAAGAAGAAAGUCUCUGGGAGGCAGGGCGAUAACUCCAGUUCAUAUCAACCUUGUGGGUCACAAAGACAUUGGAAUCAGCUUGGAGACUGGAGUAUAUGUAGCUACUAUUGUUCCUGGCAGUUCUGCUGCAAGGGAAGGAUCCUUAACGGUGGGAGACAGACUGAUUACAAUAAAUGGUAUUGCACUAGAAAACAAGUCACUGACAGAAUGUGAAGCUUUGUUGCGAAAUUGCAGGGAUUCUGUCAGUCUUUCACUGAUGAAGGUGGUUCCUCAGAGUUCCUCUUGGAGUGGACAGAAUAUACUUGAAACACUAAAGGAAUCUGAGAAAUCUGGAAACUGUAGGAUUCAUGAAUCGGAAGUACAGGUUCCUAAUACCCGAAACUUGAAACAUAACAGUUCAACACAGACUGACAUUUUCACUAUAGACUCGAGCUUACUUGACAGCAAAAAUGAUAGAGCCAGUCAUGAAGGUGGCACAUAUUGUGAACAUAAGCAAUUUUCAAGCUGUCCUUUGCAGUCUAAUACACAUAGGACAGCUGAUCAUACUUGCCACAAUUUUUCAGACCACAAACCUGGCCCUUUCAGCCCAGAGCUAUUUCCUGAUCAAGGUUAUGGGAUUGCAGAACAUGAUAAAAGACGCUUCACGUUUGACCCAACAGUUACGGAUUGUGUGGUGGUGGAGACAGGCGCAGAAAAUGGGCAUAAUUCUAAACACAGUGGUGGCACCUGGCCAAAAACAAUGGUGGAUGUUUCACCUUCUGAACCUGGAAAACUCUCCAUAUUCAAACUGCCAAAACAAAGGAAGCCUAUCUUCGAUCCAGAUACCUUCAAAAGGCCACAAACUCCCCCAAAGAUGGAUUAUCUCUCUCCAACACAAAAGCAGACGCAUUCUUUUCAGUCAUCAAAGAGUGAAUCUGGUUCAACACCUCCAACACCACCCAAAAGGAGUGAUUCAUUCAAAUUUAAGCACAAACAACAAGCUAGCUCUACUUCAGACUCUACAAUAAAUACUAGGUCACCUCCGACCAGCCCCACAGGGCCUAAAUCCCCUGUGUCCCUUGGAAUAAAACAAGAGACAACAUAUGAAGUUCAUGAUAUGAAGGCUGGCCACUAUCAGCCUGCUCAGUACUUAGAAGGAACUGCUUUAAUACCUUCAAGGACUUCUGAGAAAUCAGAAGGUAACCAGAGAGUUGAGGAGGAACCUAUGAACAGACGGCGACCAAAAUCUGCUCCAGUUUUAAGACCAAGCAAACUUGCUCCCUUGAUUAUCUCUGGACCGUCCCCUCAGGAAAAUAUUGACCCCCAAUCGCGCUAUGAGAGUCAUGCAUCUUGCUCCCCUAUUCUCAAGUACAAUUCAAGUGAAGAACGCCUCUCUUUGGAACUACACGAAUGGCACCAAAACGCACCAAAACGCUCACAUAGGCACAGUAGUGGCUAUGUACCAGUAGUCUAUAAUAGUCCACCAUCAGCAGGCAAUGUACAGAGAAAUUUUGUGCCUUGUCCAGCUGUGACAGCUGUCCUGCGCAAUCCAAAUGUUCCUUUCUUCACAGUUCGGAGUCGUAUGGUCCACAGUAGCAACUAUCCUUCCAUGGCUAGUCAGAUGUGCUAUCCCCAACAGCAGCAUAGUAGGGCAAGAAACCAUUCACCAACUGAAAGCUUUAAUGGUUCUCCACGGACCCGGCAUAGGCCUCAGAGUGCAAUUUGCUUUCCAGAAUCUGUGCAUGCCUUUGACAGUUUUAGCCCACAACAUCACACACAUCAUAGCUUGGAUCUGACUGGCCCAGACCACAAACACUCAAGUGACUUGUUGGAGUCCUCUAGAAGCACAACAUCACAUGGAACACAGUCUCUACCAGCCAGUGCGCGUAUUGCAGGUUCAUCAAGCAGCUUGGCUUUUGCUCCGAGUAAAAGUGGUCGGAUUCGAAUCCCUUCAAAUACCCGUUACCCACGAUUGACUACAGGCUCUGACAGAGGUUCUGAGCGUAGCAGCCCCAGUUUGAUUACACCCCCACAGUCACCAAUGAACCUGGAGACGACAUCGUUUGGUAGCAGCCAAUCACAGAGUUCAAUUUCUUCUCUGACUAAGAUCUCCAUUAGUCCUGUGUCAACAGGAGAAUACAGGAAAGACAGAUACCUAUUUCGUAAUAGGUCCUUUCUGAGAAUUCCUCUCACUCCUAGGCCUCGCUUCUCAUCACUACGGAGCCUGAGGCCCUAUCUACAAGAACCCCGUCAUGUGACAGUACAGAAAGGAACUGAACCACUUGGAAUUUCAAUCGUGAGUGGAGAAAAUGGAGGGAUAUUUGUUUCCAAGGUAAUUGGUGGAAGUAUCGCUCAUCAAGCAGGACUUGAAUAUGGUGACCAGUUGCUUGAGUAUAAUGGCAUAAAUCUGAGGAACGCCACUGAGCAACAGGCCCGGUUAAUUAUUGGACAGACAGAACCAUGUGAGACUAUCACCAUCUUGGCCCAAUAUAACCCACAUAUGUAUCAACUGGGUAACCAUUCACGUUCCAGUUCUCGACUGGAGCCAAUAAGUAACCAUUCAACUCCCCAGGGUAGUGGAGCAACAACGCCCGACAAUCACUCCAUGAUUGAUGCUGUGAGUGAACAGGAUGAAGGGACAAUAACCCCUCCAUCGAAGCAAACCACCCCAACUACUAGUCCACGUGACUCAAUCAGAAAGUCAAUUGAUUCAAGCAACCAAAUUGCUGAACCGCGAUUCCUUUUCCUAAAGAAAACCCAAAUGGAAUUAGGGAUCCAAAUUUGUGGUGGAAACCUAUAUGGAGUAUUUGUGGCAAAGGUGGACGAUGACAGUCCAGCAAAUGGCCCUGAUGGGCUGAUUCCCGGGGAUAAAUUGUUGGAGUACAAUGGCACCGAUAUGCGGAAUGUGACGGCUGAGCAGGCCUAUGUCGAAAUGCUGAAACCCACAGAAACCAUCUCUGUGAAGGCUCAGUACAGAAUAGAGGAAUUCAACAAGAUCAGAAAUGAAGCCGGAGAUGGUUUCUAUAUCAGAGCACUUUACGAUCGAGUUGCUGAAGUAGAGCACGAUUUAAGUUUUAAGAAGGAUGAUAUCCUUUACGUUGAUGACACACUGCCGCAAGGAAACUUUGGUUACUGGAUGGCCUGGCAAUUGGAUGAAAAUGCUCAGAAGCUGGAAAGAGGACAAAUCCCCAGCAAGUACAUGAUGGAUCAGGAAUUUUGCAGAAGACACAGUAUGUCAGAGGUCAAGGAUGAAAAUGGCUCGGUGAAGACACUGUCAGCAGCAGCCCGAAGAUCAUUCUUCCGGCGAAAUAAAAAACAUAAACGGAAUAACUCGAAAGAUGGAAAGGAGAUGUUGGCUCUUGAUGCCAUAAGCACUGAUUCUAUCCCUUUGUUGGAAGAUUGUGGAAGUCUGGCUUAUCAAAGAGUGCAGAAAAUAGAGUGCACCUCACCAAGGCCUGUGCUUAUUUUGGGACCAUUAGUGGAUGCUGUGAAGGACAUGUUAGUUAAAGAUUCCUCUGGAAAAUUCUGCAGAUGUCCACUAGAGGUUAUGAAAGCUUCCCAGCAGGCCAUUGAGCGAGGAGUUGCAGACUAUCUCUUCAUUGAUUACAAGAGGAGAAGUGGCCAUUUUGAUGUCACAACUGUUGCCUCCAUUAAAGAAAUAACCGAGAAGGACAGCCACUGUUUACUUGAUAUUGCACCACAUGCCAUUGAGCGUCUACACCGGAUACACAUCUAUCCAAUCGUUAUAUUCAUACGGUACAAAAACUUGAAACAAAUCAAAGAGCAAAAGGAUCCAGUGUUUCUGCGGGACAAAGGUACACAAAAAAAACAUUCCAAGGAACAGUUUGAGGCUGCUCAGAAGAUUGAACAGGAGUAUACCAAGUUUUUCACAGGUAUUGUCCAGGGCGGCAGCCUGCCCUACAUUUGCACUCAGAUCAUGACAAUUGUUGAUCAAGAACAAAACAAAGUUUUGUGGAUUCCAGCUGGAACACUCUAGGAUCGCACUUGGGCAGCUCAAACUUCCUUUGCCGUAAAGGUGUGAAACCUGACAAUUGCCGUAUUGAGUACACAAUCUGAAGAUUGCAAAUUACACAGAACAGGCAAUGUACUUCUAGUGAACAGAAAAUGAAUCUCAUUCUGAGGGUGUUGGGUCAAACCUUUUUAAAUACACAUUGACCUGGCAUCUGCUGUACUCUGGCAUUGUUACAAAAAUACCCUUCAAAUUGGAUAUAUUCAGGACUGAUUUUAAAAUAUUUUAUUCUACCUUCUUUCUCCACUCCCCCAAAUAAAAUUUGAAAUAAAA